Vigna unguiculata (cowpea) is the source of this 2170-nucleotide messenger RNA. Its product is annotated as Ankyrin repeat family protein with DHHC zinc finger domain-containing protein. Lineage: Eukaryota; Viridiplantae; Streptophyta; Magnoliopsida; Fabales; Fabaceae. Gene Ontology annotation, biological process: protein palmitoylation. Gene Ontology annotation, molecular function: protein binding; palmitoyltransferase activity. Gene Ontology annotation, cellular component: Golgi membrane. The record is from RefSeq and is a predicted model, not a curated record.
UACUGUUGAAGAAUCAGGAAAUUGAAAGAAAAGACGAAGAGAGGGAGGGAGGAACACGAAUUGAUUUCGUUCUCUCUUUCUCAAUUACAACCUAUUACCCAUUUAUUCUUCACCUUUUCCAACCCUAACAGUCAAUUUCCUUCAUCCAUGGCUUCCUCGGAGAUCGAGGUGGUAUCAUCAUCAUCAUCGGUCUCCAAACCCAACGACCAGCCUCUUAUCCUCGACGUCUUCACCGCCUCUACUCACGGCGACUUCAACAAACUCAGAACCUUCGUCGAACAACACGGUGCCUCCGUAUCGGUUCCUGAUGUUGGUGGCUAUUACGCUAUUCAAUGGGCCUCGCUUAACAACUUUCAUGACAUUGCGCACUAUCUCAUUCAGCAUGGAGCGGAUGUGAAUGCUAAAGACAACAUGCAACAAACAGCAUUGCAUUGGGCUGCAGUUCGUGGUUCAAUUGCAGCUGCUGAUGUACUUAUGGAGAAUGGUGCUCGGAUUGAAGCUGCUGACUUAAAUGGAUACCGGGCAGUUCAUGUUGCUGCACAAUAUGGUCAGACAGCUUUCUUAAAUCACAUUGUAGCGAAGUACCAUGCCGAUUUUGAUGUGCCUGAUAAUGAUGGAAGGAGUCCUCUUCACUGGGCUGCAUAUCAGGGAUUUGCUGACACAAUAAGAUUGCUUCUAUUUAGAGAUGCAUGCCAAGGAAGACAAGAUAAAGAUGGCUGUACACCAUUGCACUGGGCUGCAUUAAGAGGACAUUCAGAGGCAUGCGCUGUGCUUGUACAUGCAGGCACAAAGGAAGAAUUGAUGGUGAAGGACAAUGCUGGACACACGCCUGUACAACUUGCAUAUGAUAAAGGUCAUCGACAUGUCGCUCCUUUCCUUUCAAAUCAACAACAGGCUCAUAGCAACAACUGGAAAGGGAAAGUUUGCCGUGGGGUGGUGACAGAUAUUGGUUAUGCUCCCAUCUUAUUGUUUAUUAUGAUCUUGUCCCUGAUCCUCUUCAUCAACUCAGUUAUCGCUGCUCCUAACCUUGGAAAGAUUACUGCUUCUGUUGGACUUUGGGCAUGGACUGCACUUUCCCUAGAAGCUGCUGCCCUGAUUAUGUUUUAUAGGUGUAGUAGCAAAGAUCCUGGUUAUAUAAAACGGCUGGGAGACUUGGGUACUCAAAGUGAUACUGAGGAUCCUUUAUUGAAUAUUGAUCUGAAUAGUUCCUCUGUUUGGACAGGAAAUUGGUCUCAACUUUGCCCUACCUGCAAGAUAAUAAGACCUGUCCGAUCUAAGCAUUGCCCUACUUGUAAGCGAUGUGUGGAACAGUUCGACCACCAUUGUCCAUGGAUAUCUAACUGUGUUGGGAAGAGGAACAAAAGGGAUUUCUUUAUUUUUAUCUGCCUUGGAACUUUGACUUCUUCCGUUUCUGGUGCCGUUGCAGUUCAAAGAAUUUGGACAUCUACACCAACAUUACUGGCAGGAGAAACAUGGAUCCAUUAUAUGUUAGUACAACAUCCAGGUUUAGUUGUGUUUUUGGUGAUGGACGCAAUUGUUUUCAUUGCAGCUUCAACAUUAACAAUAACGCAGACUUCCAUGAUUGCUCGAAAUGUAACCACAAAUGAACUAGCAAAUUCUUCUCGCUAUGACUAUCUUCGUGGACCUGAUGGGCGAUUCAGAAACCCAUAUGACCAUGGUUGUUGGAAGAAUUGUGCUGACUUCCUUUCUCUGGGAUAUACAAAUGAUGAUGAAAUUGCUUGGCCUCGAUUACAGCAGGUGGCAACUUGAACGCUCUCCCAUGCCGUGUCUAUGCAUCCUUUGUUAUAUUGUCACAUAGUUUUAAUUCGUAGAUAUGUAGAUGAUAGUAAUUUUCGGCUAGGGUGUUCAUUCACUGACACAUGUACAUUUUGUUAGAGAGCACAAAGAAAUAAAACAUUUUUUCUUUUGGGAUAUCAGAAGAUAACAUUAUUUGAUACCCUCAAGUGGCAGUUGUGCUAUUGUUUGGUGGGAUAUCCACUACUUCAGAGGGAGUGCAUUUAAAGGACUGAAACAAAUGUCUUUUAACUCUAACUCUGCUUUGGCAUGGAUGAAAAAUUGGUUGGUGUAAGAUGUAGAAAUGACACUGAAUUUUUACAGUGCUGGUCUUCAGCAUUGGACUUUUAACAACACUAUUUACCGUUUCCUUUGA